Molecule: messenger RNA, 2757 nt
Organism: Penicillium brasilianum
Lineage: Eukaryota; Fungi; Ascomycota; Eurotiomycetes; Eurotiales; Aspergillaceae
Source: the annotation of a GenBank genome assembly
CAUUACUUGCCCCGUUGAUUGUACGUUUAGUAUAAAGGAAACGGCUCCGUGCUAACCGGGCUGGGCAGCCCUUGGCCCCUCUGACAAGCACUGGUCAAGCACUAACAAGCACUAAGCCGUACUACGCGCGUGGAUACCCAGCCACUUACAUGGAGAUACAUAUGGCUGUAACCCUGUAAACCCUGCCAAUGGGCCUGACUAUGGUCUCACCAACCAUAACUGGUCUAAACCAGGGAUCCUAACUGCAAGUUCUGCUAUACACAAUAUCGGUGCCUACAUGUAAAAUUGUGCGACCACGUGCGUUGGAGCUCCUUCUCAUAUAAAUCAAGGUUCCUGCGCAUCCCUUCCUUUUUCUUCUCCUUGUGGUUCUCUCUUCUCUUCUACCAUCACCCUGUUGCUUUGGUCUUCCUGUGUGCCUUGGCAACGCUCGUUGACACGCGGCAUUAAAUUAAUUGUUACAAUGAAGGCCGUCAUUGCUACUCUUCUGGCUGCAGCCACCCUGGCACAGGCCCAGGUUGCAACCACCUCCGAGCCUUCGGUUUCUGAUAUCAACAAGGCUGCCGCCACCACUCUCCCCGAGUCCCCUACCUCGGAUGUCAAGGGUCUGGCCUUUAACCGGUUUUACCAGGUCUGGCUGGAGAACAUUGACUAUGAGGAUGCGGCUGCCGAUGCCAACAUGCAGUGGUUGGCUACCCAGGGUAUCCUGCUGACCAAUUACUAUGCAGUCACCCACCCUUCGGAGCCCAACUACUGUGCGGCUGCUGGUGGUGACACUUUUGGCAUGGACAAUGACAACUUCAACCAAAUUCCCGCCAAUGUCUCUACUGUCGCUGAUCUGCUCGACACCAAGAGCAUUUCCUGGAGCGAGUACCAGGAGCACUCGCCUUACCCCGGCUUCCAGGGCUACAACUACUCCAACCAGAAGACCUUUGCCAAUGACUAUGUCCGCAAGCAUAACCCUCUAGUCCUCUACGACUCUGUCGUCAAGAACGAGACCCGUGCUCGCCAGAUUAAGAACUUCACCGAUUUCGAGAGCGACCUUUCCGACAAGAAGCUUCCGCAGUGGGCUUUCAUUACCCCAAACAUGACCAACGAUGCUCACGAUACCAAUAUCACCUUUGCUGCCAAGUGGGAGCGCAGCUGGAUGUCUUCGUUGCUCAAGAACGACUACUUUAUGAACGACUCCCUCAUCCUCCUGACCUUUGACGAGGAUGAUACCUAUAACAAGACCAACCGUGUCUUCAGUAUCCUCGUUGGUGGUGCUAUCCCCGACAACCUGAAGGGUACCCAGGACGACACCUUCUACACCCACUACUCGUCUAUUGCCUCCGUCAGCGCCAAUUGGGGUCUGCCCUCUCUCGGCCGCUGGGACUGUGGUGCCAACAUUUUCGAGAUUGUCGCUAACAAGACGGGUUAUGCCAACUACAAUGUGAACAUCACCAACUUGCGCCUGAACGAGACCUACCCCGGUCCCGAGUCCGCCGGCGAGAUUUCCAAGUACUCUUCCGUCUGGCCCAUUCCUCUGACCGAUGGCAAGUGCUCGGCUGGUAACGGUAUCUUGGACAUCGUGAAGAAGACCUAUGCUGGCCAGACUGCCACCUACGACUACUCCAGCCCCUACCCCUGGGACGCCAAGUCCGACUACAAUACAGAGGUCACAAUUACCCGCAAGAAUGCGACCAACACUACCAGCACCACCUCGUCGGCUUCCAGCACUGCUUCCAAGGGCGCUGGUGCGGACAUCACCAUCCCCGGCUCUACCAUCGUGACCGGUGCUCUGGUGGCUUUCUUUGCUUACAUGCUUUAAAUUGGCAGCAAAUUCUACUUUGCCAUUUUUAAGUGGGCUCUCCGGCUGAUGACUAUCUAAUCGAUCACAACAGUUAUUUGCUAAUGUGAGCCAUCGAAGAUAGCUUAUUUUUCUUCCUCCCAUGGCAGCGAGAAAACAAAUUGGCCGUCAUGUCUUUCGACCCGGCAAUCUGCCUUAAUGUCUUAGCUACGAUUCACAAUGCAAUACAUGAUACUGCAUGCUAACUGAGCAAUAAAAACUGUUGUUGUCCAGACUUGUAGCCUUGCUCUCAUAUCAAUUUCAACCUGUGGAGAAGCUCCUUCACUUGCACUCAACGUGACAUGCUAAAUCCCUUCAUCAUUCUAGAAGAGACCUUUAGAGCUCUCUCCCGACUUGAUCAAGAUAGUCUUCAUCUGUAAGAAAGCAUCAAUGCUGUACAGCAUACCCUCCCUCGUAUUCCCACUCAUCUUAUAUCCACCAAAUGCCCCGUCCUUCGCAUUAGUUGGGCUCGUACAAUUCACGCCCACCGUACCCGCCUCCAACGCCUUGGACAUGCGCACCGCACGAUCCAGAUCCUUCGUGAAGACAGACGCAUAUAGUCCAAAUUCAGUAUCAUUUGCCUUCUGCACUGCCUCCUCUUCCGUCUUGAACUUGUUGAUCGUCACGACGGGACCAAACACCUCCUCCCGCAUCAGCCGCGAGUCCUCCGGCACGUUCUCGAAGAUCGUCGGUUUCACAAAGAACCCAUCAUUCGCAUCACCACCCUGCGUCAGAGACCCGUCCCUCUGUCCAAUACCCAGAUACUCCUGCACGCGCUUAUACUGUACAACAUCGACCUGGGGACCGUGCGAAGUAGCCGGGUCCAGCGGGUCACCCAGCUUGGCGGCGGCGAAUUUCUCGCGGAACAGCGCCACGAACUUAUCAUAUACAUUUUCUUGUACGUAGACACGGCUGUUCGCAACACAGAUUUG